AUGCAAGAGUCACGAUUGCCAAUAUCUCUUUUUAUGAAGGUUGAACAUGUUAAGAAUUUAUUCUUUAUUGCUUCAAUAUUGGAUUUAGUAAUCGAAGAGCAAGGGAAUGGAAGGGAAAAAGUUUACCAAAAAUCUCAUAGUUCCCUUUCACAGUCUCGGUUUCCUUGGAGCUUAAAAUGUCGUGAAAUUUAUCAUAAUUAA
Messenger RNA from Clunio marinus, 201 nucleotides. Lineage: Eukaryota; Metazoa; Arthropoda; Insecta; Diptera; Chironomidae. The record is from the annotation of a GenBank genome assembly.